GUUCUUUCGAACCCCGGUAGACUCCCUUCGAUAAUGUAGCAUUAUGGGACUUUGUGUUCGCUCUGAGAGACGAGUAAGAAUGAAAUUCUUUCCAGGGCCUACGUACAAGUCGUCCUUUGUUGUGAUUCAUUUUCAUGCCGCAGCUACUUAUUGGCACGUUGCUUAGUCCUAUUUUGGUCGACUUCGUUAUUUUGAAUCUUGGUUCGGGUUUUGGGCGAUCUAUAAUUCGAUCUCAGGAUAUUCACUGCUACCCUCCCUAGCGAAGAUAGAGGACCCAUGUACAAGAAGCCUUUCCAUGUUGGAGUUUUAUCACGCAUGCCGCCACCCCCUGAUCAAUAUUUUCGUUCUUUGUAGUGACGCCCCGUAUUGGUUAAACAAAGCUAGCUUGACUACAUCAAAGCGAUUGCACUGAUGCUGAUUCCUGUGUCGCGAAGACAUCUGUUUAUAUGAGAAUCGAAUGGCCGCUGCCGCUGAUGCACACAUAGCAAGUAUAGUUCAGAAAAUGGUGGUCUUCGUAGGUUCAUUUUUCAUCUGUGGUUGAGAAUACACUAGCGUGCUGGCCAGGUCAUGGAUCUGGAGCCAUCAUCCAGCUUUCGUGCUUGUGCAUAUGAGGAAGCAAGGUUUAGGCGUCAUGAUCAUGCAGCACGAACAAGAACUAAACACUGCGUCGUCGAAUGCUAACCCGUGCUUGCCUGGCGACGUCAUGCUGUGUCGAGGUGGCCAGAGGAUGUGCGGAGACGGAAGCUACACUGCGUCAGCUGCAGCAUCGUUCUCGCGAAAACCUGCUCGAGGUUUAGCAGGCUGUGCCAGGCGGGCAAAGAUUUCUUCUGGUCAAAGACAUCUUGGCUUCUGGUGGACCGCUUUGGUUACGACCGCAAUCACUUCCACGACUGUGGGUGUGGAAGGAAAAGAAGAACAAAAAAGCGAGACGUUUGGAUCGGGAGCUGCAGCGUUGGGAUCGUCGAUAAAAAAUGCAAAGAUGGUCCGUGUGCUUGUCGUGUUAGACGGCGACGAAAUAAUGGAAACGGGAUUACGCGGUUACAACAACCGACGAGCCCGCCUUCGUUCUCCGGCAGAUGCUGCGCAGAAGACAGAAACAAGAGCAAAUGUAGAAGUAGAUGAACACGAAAGGGUGCAUGACCAGCUCAGCACGAGGCCUGCGGGCAAGCCUGAGAUUACAACCACAUCUUCAAGAACGAGCAAGUUGCGAAAUGCAAUACGGCAACUGCAGAAAACUGGGCCCUCAAGAACUCCCGCGGCUUCUAUAAACAACUUCUCCCAACAAAAUACUUUGCAAAAAACUUCAGGAGAAAAGUCAAACUUUACCAAGAGGCAGAAGGAACUUUUUCGCGCACGGGUGUUGGGGAUAAAAAAACCUCAGGUCAACUAUUUUUCCGGGGAACUACGAGAGUACUGUAACUUAUGGCUCUCUUAACAUUUAAUGUACCGUAUCAAAAAUUAAUUCAUUUUUUCUACAAAGCUUUUAUUAUUUCAACCAUUCUAUAUAGAUAUAGCUUUGCAACGCUCAGGAGACAGUGUUGACAAAGCAGCAUGCUUGCAGACAACAGAGGAAAUGAAUCAGGAAUUAGCACGACAGAGCCAUCCACAGUUCUAAGUCUGAGUGGCAAGGCGGGCAAAUGCUCCUUCGUGAAUAAAUCAGGGAAAAGUGUUGGACUUGGGCAAGUCCAACAUUCAGGAUCAAUAGACGAGCAAUUCAUGUUCUCGUCUAGAGAACGAAGCCUCGCGGAAAGUUUAUUUGCUGGCACGUUGGGGAGACAGCUGGCGCCCUACUCCCCGAAACAGUGCUCAGAUCACGCCGCCUGUGGCGCGAACCACUACUGCAUGAGCUGCGAAAAGUGCCGCACGCGAACCGGAUCUCCGGACUGCGCAGGCGAUUGCCCUAAGCCUGAGUCUAGUGGAACAAGCAGUACAGGUAUUUGCAAGCCCGCCGUGUUGUGUCAACGGCACCAGGAUUUUCUAGGGUCGGGAUGCCCGACUUCGGUCCAAGGUUGUACCACGGAUUCCGACUGCAACCAAUACGGAGGAGCGGCUUCGACGGCCUGGCGCGAUCAAGAGGAGUACUGCUACGACUGUACCAAGUGCGAGCAGUAUAAGGCACUCCAUCCGACACAUAGUUGUGGGCCCUGUGAAUUAAAUCUGCCGGGAAAAAAUUCCUUCUGUCGGUCUCUCCGCGAUUGUGCAGAUGCUAGGGAUGCGGUUGCCGGAUCGUGUCCGCAAGCAGAAGGCUGCCGAAGUCACGCAGACUGUGGCGCAAACGCAUACUGUCGUGACUGCGACAAGUGUCUCGCGAGGAAUGACCCCGCAUAUUGUGCAAGACACGUUUGUCCUACGCAAGGUAAGCUCCUUCUCUUGUUCUGCGACUGACGUAGUUAAGAAGUUUUUUAACAACAUCUCGACGCUCUUUUCUUGAGUUGCAAUUUGUAAUGGCGCUCCUCGACGAACAUACGUAGGAAUUUGUAGUCGUUCAUUCAAAAUCUGAAAGUCAUCAGGACUAGUGAUGACAAUGACGCACUCAAGCCCAUAACUGCACUAGGUGGCGGAUAUUGCUACCAUCAGCUCUCCGCUUGCGAGACAUUUGCGGAUGGGAUCGGUGGCUCCUGCGUGCGCGCUAUGGGUUGUAACGCUCAUACUGAUUGCGAGGAUGGCCACUACUGCAUGUCAUGUGCAAAGUGUCAGGCAUAUCAUGAUAUUAUGAAGACCGAAAGUCAAAAUUGGAGAUGGUUAAUAUGCUCUUAUUCAGGAGCGUGUUUGACUUUUCGAACAUUAGCUACUGAAAACGAUUUUUUUUGAAGAGAGUUAUAGCAUUCUGAUAAUUUUUCCAGACAAACUGCAAUAGGUCACUCUAUAUCGAUAUCAGCGCCAUCAGGAACAGCCGAAAGACCACCGACAACCCAGCAACAAGCUAAGCCGGCGGGUAGCUCCUAGGCAGACUGCCGCAUAAAUUCACAGCGUCGAGCACUUCCGUUGAUCAAAGCGUACUGCUAGUGUGAUCUGAAGGAUUUUUCUAAUGAAUGUCUGCCGGCAGAUCGUCGCGACACGUGGCACUGCGAUCCUUGUCCGACGAGCACGGGUGGUAGUUGCGAGGCCUCUCGUUGGUGCGGUGUGGCCGACGACGGGGUUUCGGCGUGUCCGAGUUUCAAAGGGUGCAGCCAAGAGAGCGACUGCGGGGCCGCAGAGUUCUGUCUUGACUAUGAGGCGUGUGUAGGCGAACUGAGCGCAGCGGACUGCGGCACCAAGCCCGAUAAAGGAGGCUUCUGUCUCGACCACGACUACUGCACGGCGUCACGGAUUCUCGGUAGCGGUUCCUGCGCGGUGGAAUGCGACAGCAACACAGACUGCGCAGGCGGCGACUUCUGCGCCGAUUACGCAGACUGUGUCAAGUUGCGCGGCCGCAGCUACUGCGGACCGGCUCCGAGCUCGAAGAAAGGCGUCUGCAUGCCGCAAGAGCACUGUGAACGGGGAUUGCAUCGCCCGCUCUCAGGAGAAUGUCCCGAUGCGAGAAAGUAAUUCUAAAAUUUUGAUCUUGCUAGAAUUAAAGGUGAACAAAAACACAAGUAUAUGUUUCCAGAUGUGAUCAUGAUCAACAUGUUCAAUAAUGGUAAACGACCGUGGGUUGGAACAGGUACAACUUCGAAAACCCACGAAAUAUUGUUUCGUUGAGUGACGCGACACGCAACUUCGCAAUUCAUCACCAAGCGUUUAACGUAUGGCACAAUCCGGAAACGGAUGCGGAAAAUGAAGAGUAUCUCGUGGCGCAGACGCAUGACGAUGGCGACUACAUGAAACGGCGAGACGACAAAGAGUACGUGCACAUGUGGAAAGUGAAAGGGGAUCGGACGGUGGAGGAAGUCAAGGUCUGGCAAACUAGUUGCGGUUCUCUCGAAGUGAUCGUGCCAGCGCGAGGUCCCUAUGUCUACGAAGCGAGAAUAAGUAUGGAACUAGGAGCGUCGAACGGUGGCAUAGCGGAAUGCAGCUGCAUCCAGAGCGGCUACCCUUGGAGUAGCGAGGGUAUAUUCAUUUGCAGUAAAUGGUGCACCAGAGAAAAACUUCACUAUCUUAUGGAUCAAUUUGCUGCAUCAGAAAUUGCGUGAGUUCAUUCUAUAACGUUUGGUGUAAGGACGAGAUCUACUCAGUUCAGACAUUUGAGAAGCUGACGAUACGCAAUUGGAACCUGACGAUAAGUUUUUUCCCAUCUUCACACAGGCGUUUGCCCCCGCGGAGUUGAGACAAAGGUAGGUAGCAAUGCGGGGGAGUAUCUUCCUUUGGACACGUCGCAGCAAAUUUCAUUUGUUUCAAUGGAGAAUCUUUUCAUCGUAGAUUUGAAGCAGACAUUGUACUCGCUAGACCGUGAGGUGUCGGGUCUUGCUAUUUUUGUGCCGGACAGCGGUUGCCCGACUGUGCCAGGCGCAGCAGAGAGUAACCCCUUUCACCCGUCGCAGUCGGCCUCGCUGAGUCUAGUCCAGCUGUCGCUCUACACUGACAACAACGUUCCGAAAAUGGCAGGCGUUGCGGGGAAAUUCUGCGUGGCCAAGCGCGACUCCGCGUGCGGCGUCUCAGUGAAGUACAGACACUGCCUCUAUUCGGGCGGCAAGGGCUUGCUGAUCUAUCUGCAUGACGACAGCACAGAGGGCGCCGCGGCGGACGAUCUGCAUGUCGGCGUCCAGCUCUUCUCGGCCGAACGGUCCCGAACGGAUCUGAUUCCAGCGAUUAUGGUAUCGCAUUUUUCUACGUCGAUUAAAAGCGCGAUCACAGCUGGUACACUCAAUUUGCGAGUAGGCCCGAGCGUGGGAGGUUCGAGUAUGACUGAAGCGGCGGCUGCGUCCCCCGGGGGCGUGCGCGUGGUGGAGGCCGCGACGGGGAAGGAGCAAGCUCACCACAAACUCUUCGGGGCAGUGACCUACAUGGAGCCAAGCGAAAUUCGGUACCUCACCUUGAUCUCAUAAACGGUCGCUUUUAAUGAAGAGAAAUUAUUCAAGGCAAGAAAGCACUAGUGCAACAAGUACAUAGUGGGAGAUCAAAAAGUCUUGAAUUAGAAGUAGGAGGAUGGAAAUAGUAUGAUCGAAUUUGAGUGCUCGUGAGUCUCGUCCUACACGGGACCGCGAGACCACAAGGGGGCAGCCACUUAGUAUCUCGUGAUGCACUUGAGUGAACAGCACGCUUUUGUCUCUCGAGGCGCUUAAGCGCCCUUAAGCGCCUCACGAGGCUGUUGAGGGCAAGUCCGUGAAGUGCCUCACGAGGCUGUUGAGGGCAAGUCCGUUGAGUGCCUCGUGAGGCAGUUAAGGGGAGUCCGUUAAGUGCCUCGUGAGGCAGCUCAGGUCGAGUCCGUUAAGUGCCUCGUGUGGCAGGUAAGAUCGAUUCCAUUACGUGUCUCACGAGGCAGUUAAGGGUGAGUCCGUUAGGUGACUCACGAGGCGUGUAAGGACGAGUCCGCUAGGUGCCUCGCGACGCACCUAAAGAGUGGUCCGUUGGGUGCCCGCUGGUGGAGCUCAAAGGAAAUCCCCUUAUGUGCUGCGCGAAACACUUAAAGAAGCACUUAAGGGGCAGCGCCUUAUCGGUUUCAUUCUGUGCUUGAGGGGCAGCUCCAUAACGGUUUCGCGCAGCACUUAAUGGCGAGACCCUUAACGGUUUCGCGCAGCACUUAAUGGCGAGACCCUUAAUGGUUUCGCGCAGCACUUAAGAGGGGUCCUCCCUUAACGGUUUGGCGCAGCACUUAGUGGCGAGACCCUUCUCGGUUUCGCGUAGUACUUACAAGGGCUCGCUUAAGCGGUGACUGUCACUACUUACGCGAAGUGUGCUGGUCACCACAUGCGUAGGCACCUUAAGCGGUGACUGUCACUACUUUAGCGAAGCGUGCUGUUCACCAUAUGCGUAUGAACUUGCUUACCCGGUGGCUGUCACUAUUUAAGCGAAGCGUGCUGCUCACAGCAUGCGUGCGAACUCGCUUAAGCGGUGGCUGUCAUUACCUGAAGGGCGGCCCCCCUAGUCAGGCGCGUCGAGCAGCGAUGAACGGGCGCCAGUCACCGGUUAGGAGAUACGCGCGAUUAAGUGAGUCUGUAGCUCCCAGACGAUUAUCAAUGAUUCGGUCGACGAUUUCAAAAAGAUUGAAGACUUCGAAAUCGAGAACAAGUAUCUAUAGUAAACGUUUCUACUCAUUCCAGGAACGUCCUGUUCGUUUGCACAGACGUGUACAACACUACGACGACGCAUGCCUCGGAAGUCCAGCCUAACUUCGAGGUUUUGAAACAGGUUCGCGUCUUCGACACAGGUUCGAUGGACAGCACGAUGACAGAGUACAAACCCCGCAAGGGUUCGGUACGCGCGAGUUGCGAAGACAGCAAGUACCGAGAUUAUCACGUGGUAGAUUUCAAACGAGGAGAUCGUUAUUACAGCAGCUUCAUUAACCACCACCAAGGCAACAAAAUCGAGGUGUAUGAUACCACCGACUUGACGGAUUGGAAAAUCAUGAAAGAAGUACAUGCCGACUGGGAGGACGAAAACAGUGGGCUGGGCGCGCUGACCACGAACGCGGAUGGCAGCGUCCACAUUUUAACUUGGCACUGUGCGCUUUACGCUUGCGAGGGAAGCACGGGCUCAGAACUCUAUCUCCUAGACAGUAGCCACCCGCCAAACCGGCCACUGCAAGGUGGAAAAUGGGACUCCACACAAGCGGAAGUUACGGCAUGGGUCCAGUUCAUGUCGAUCCAUAGCGUCCUUAGGCUCCCCAUCCAAAGUGGAGCGGAAGGUAUUUCAUAGUAUGCUGAUCACGCCGUCGAUCAUAUACACAGAUUUGUUGUUUCAGGACGGUAAAAAAUCAUCGAUAUAAUUUGAAGAAACUUUGAUACGCCGCGGAGCGUUAUCGCACAUUGCUUCUAUAUCUCUUUUUGUUUUGUGAGGCGGGCAUCUCGAUCUUCUGUGAAAAUAAUUAGUCUGCUACCUGCAAACAUUAUAUUUGGCCAUCAUAGGAAAAUUUUUUCUUCAGGUCGUGACGUCGCGUGCAGCAAAGAGAAUAUUUGUUUAGUAAGCAUGAACACAGACGGGUUCGUAGUGUACGACGUAGGCAGCUACGAUGUUGCUUCCGGACUGCACUCUGCGCCUCGCAAAAUCGCAGAGCAUUCGUCCACCUUCAAACAGAGUAACAUUCCCACGACUUACAAACGCAGUGCGGGCGCGCAGAAAGUGUUUGCGAGUCGGAUACGAGGAGACCGAUUUUACCUGGAGCAUAGCAGCAUCGAGCUGGGCGUCUCUGUGGGCACGUCGGCCACGGACGUGGCGAGGAAUAACAAAUUGUGGCUGGUGGAGAGCGAGCCGCGCUACGUGCCUGGAGACGAGGACAGCGAUCGCUUCUUUGACACCGCAUCGGCGGAUCCGAUCGUCUUGCUGACUGUGGUGAUCAAAAAGAGCUACGGUGAAAUCGAACAGUUGUUAGGAGUACCGCAAGGGCAGAGCAGCUUGGAGCAUCUGCAGAGCACGCUGCAACACGGGUUCGCAACAGCGUUGCGCGUUCCGCGCGGCGCGCGACGCUUUCCCGUGACCAGCGUGUAUCAGCUGCGCGACAGCGUGGAAGUUAAUUUGGAAAUUUUGCCGGACAAGUUAUCACCCUCGCCGCUGACAAUGCUGAGCAUGCUUUUGCGGCAGCACCAAGUGCAAUCGAGCCUGCUGUACCGAGGAGUGCUGUCGCCAAUUGCCAGUUUUCUUCAGUUCGCCGGAGCCUACAGUGUAGUUGAUAAGGAAGUGAGCUCGCAGUCCACACAGGGAGGCGAGGUGGUCACGCGGGUAGGCGGCAGCGAUAACUUUAUUCCGAUCGACGGAAACAGUGCUAUCGGGACGCGUGGCGGCGCUGGCAGUUUCCGAUACACCGUGGAGGCCGAAACCGCACAGAUUGUGGGCCUUUCGGUCGCUUUCGGGCUGAUCUUGCUUCUCGCGAUCAUUCUCAUCGCGAUGUUGGCACUGGAGUACAAGCAAAGGCGAAAUUUGCAGAAACAGGUGGAAGCACUGAAACGAGAGCAGACCGUAGCGGCAGCGGCUUUAGGGAGUGCUGGCAGUCGCCGUGGCCAGUCGUUCACUGUAGUCGGCCGGCCGACGGACAGCGUUCGCGCAACCGAAGGUGCUGCUGUUGGCACGGCUAGGAACGAGGUCACACGUGGGAUGCCCGUGUCAGACGGCGAACGGUAUAAGAGCAGUCCCUCGCGAGUCUCUCCAAGUUCGAAACGCAUUGCGGCCGAGGAAGACUUCGCUACUUCAAGUACUGGAACCACGGCAGCAGAGCCACUUACGGCCCUGCCACCUGGAGCGGUUCCAGAGACUGAUCUUUUGCAGCCCACUACGUUUCCUCCGUCACCAGGCACUUCAUCCAGUAGUUCGAUGAUGCCGACUAACCUACCACCUCCCAGUACUUCACCUUCAAGUGGCGGUGGUGGAACUGCUCCUGUUCCCAUGAUCGGGCAACAACAAAUAGGAGGAGAAGGAACUGCGGCACUGCGACCUCUAUCCGACUCCUCGGAGUCCGCUGUCAUCGCCGUAGCAGACGACGAGCAGCGAUCGCUGAGGCCGCUCGACGAACGCUGA
Molecule: messenger RNA, 8586 nt
Organism: Amoebophrya sp. A25
Lineage: Eukaryota; Dinophyceae; Syndiniales; Amoebophryaceae
Source: the annotation of a GenBank genome assembly